Rattus rattus (black rat) is the source of this 967-nucleotide messenger RNA. RefSeq names its product ankyrin repeat and SOCS box containing 9 (gene Asb9). Gene Ontology annotation, biological process: intracellular signal transduction; protein ubiquitination; positive regulation of protein catabolic process. The record is from RefSeq and is a predicted model, not a curated record. Lineage: Eukaryota; Metazoa; Chordata; Mammalia; Rodentia; Muridae. Gene Ontology annotation, molecular function: protein binding.
CUGGAAUUUCCCAGGGGCACCAGAAGCAUGGCAUUUGAGUUUUCCUGAGCAACCGAAGUGGAGCAUAAGAGUUUGCUGGCCUAGGAAGAUAAACAUGGAUGGCGAACAAGGGGGCAGGAGUGACAAGCCAGGAGGCUCUCCUCACCUCAGAUUUCUUUCAAACCCAUUGAUGGGGGAUGUGGUGUCCGAUUGGUCUCCUCUUCAUGAUGCUGCAAUCCAUGGACGUCUGCUGACCCUGAGGAACCUUAUCAGCCAGGGCUGGCCUGUAAACAUCAUCACAGCAGAUCACGUGUCUCCACUCCAUGAAGCAUGCCUCAGAGGUCAUCUGUCCUGCGCCACUGUUCUGAUAAGUCAUGGAGCUCAGGUAUUGAAUGGCAUGACUAUAGAUUAGCGAACUCCCUUAUUUAAUGCCUGUGUUAGUGGCAGCCAGGACUGUGCUGAAUCUGCUUCUUCAAGCAGACGCUCCCCCAUCCUGGGAAGUGACCUGGCCUCUCCCAUCCACGAGGCUGCUAAAAGAGGCCAUGCAAAGUGCAUUGAAUCCCUCGCAGCUCAUGGGGCCAAUAUUGACUACAACAUUAGCCACCUCGGAACACCUCUAUAUGUGGCUUGUAAAAACCAGCAGGUCGCCUGUGCCAAGAAGCUCCUGGAGUCAGGAGCAUCUGUGAAUCAAGGCAAAGGCUCCGAUUCUCCUCUUCAUGUGGUGGCCAGGAUGUCCAGUGGGGAGCUGGUGCAUCUGCUCAUGGACUUCGGAGCCAAUGCUCAAACCAAGAAUGCGGAUGGCAAACGUCCUGUGGAUCUGGUGCCUGGAAGUCCUGUGAUCGAGAUCUUCUUACAGAGAGAAGGGCCCCUCUCUUUGAUGCAGCUAUGCCGUUUGAGAAUCCGGAAAUGCUUUGGCAUUCGGCAGCAUCACAAGAUUACUGGACUCCUUCUUCCGGAAGACCUGAAGCGCUUCCUUUUGCACCUUUAA